UUUGUAAACAAAACAUAAAGUAAGAAAAUCAUUCGCAUCCCCCCUUGAUAUAAUGGAAUCAUCUAAUUUUAAUCCCCGCAGACUUUUAACCAAUCAGAUUGGCGUAAUUUUCAGCUUCAUCCCCAAGCAGCUCAUUCCGAUCCGCACAUUCUCAUCACAAUUACGCAACGCUUAAUUGGUAAACACCGGUGUGUUUUAAACACUUGAGUACCUGCCCAUUGUAACAUUACCGCAAAUUGUAACGGGAUCUGCCUGGCAUGAAUGGGAAAGGUGUCGCCGAGGUUCAGGGGAAGCCAAAGGAUCUCUUGGUUUUCGCGCGUCAAUUUGAAAACGAGGCUGGCGCUACCAUAGCAACGCAUGUAAACUACACCUGACCGGCUUACUGUAAACAAAGCUGGCGAAACAGUCCGCAGCCAAAAUACGCUACAAAUUGGGCCAUAGUCAUUGAUGUAUAUCGGGAUGAAUGUUAUCCAUGCAUAAAAACGAUGCUCUACUCAAAGACAGCGGAAUAAUUUUGCACUUUUUGAGCCAAAUUUCGAUAUCUUGGGGUUAUUUCUUGGCGGUGAUUCGGCCACCAGCUGACUGCACAACAUGACAGCGUGGUGACCACGCAACACAACCUGUUUGGCCGCUCCCCAGGCCGGCGAUCGAGUUCAGUCGAUCAUUGUCUGGAGCGUACAAAGCUGUUGAUUGCACAUUUACUGCACUUGAAGCACGUCAUUUUGCCAUUGUGGGACUUGUCUCUAUACAGACCUCCCUUGGACUCGUCGGAUAGGAAAGCUUUUUUUCUGGAACGUUAUAAUUAAUUGAGGACCAGAGAGCCCGGAAGUAACUCGUAAGGACGCUCCACUGUUGAUCGGUAGCACACACUGUGUUGUCCGACGUGACAUACCUGCUUCAGAGAGGUACGGUAGAAAUCGGACAGCCUAACUAUGCCGAAAGGGAGAAAAUUCGCGCCGGAGACUGACUGUGAUGGAAACUGGUUUCGCCACAGAACGCGAGGCUACGAGACUCCGAAGUUCCAGCGGCAGGUGGACACCAGUACGGGGCAGAUGCUGACCACCCCGUUCGGUGACAGCUCUCAAAGUUCCCAGAUGAACACUCCUCCCAAAUUUGCCACCAGACUGGACUACGUCAACACACAAAACGCGAAGCGGUAUGACCAGGUCAACCCGUUUUCCUGGCAUGACAACAGGAACUCCUUCCAGGACCAUGGGGAGUACUUUGGACAUGGUCUAGGAAAACAGUCUGUGGUUCCUGUAGAGAAGAGUCUGCACUACUCCAACAACUACAUCCGCUGGACCACGCGCGAGGGCAGCCACACCGACAACCUCAGCAGCUACGCCGUGUCCUUCCGGGGUGACCGUGACACCGAGUCCCCCACCAGGCGGCGUUUCCCGCGUACGUACAGCGAGCCGCGGCAGGGUGGGAUCAAACUGGACACAACCACCACUGACUGGAGUAACGAGAGCCACAGGACCCCGCUGCAGGUCAUGGCAUCCGCACAGGAACCCUUCUUACCACACAACCCAUGGAGAUACUCGUACAAGGCACACGAACAGGGCAGGAAUCCCCUGUGUAUGCAGAACUAGGAGGUUCAAACCUCCAAACUAUUACGUACAUGACUAUACAUAUCUUAGCAUGAAGAAUCAUACAUACAUGCAUUAUUCAACAUAUCUUCUCUAAUAUUCAAGAAAUUGCACUUUUCAGUUAAACUAUUUUUGAGGUUACAAUCAUGAACAUCUGAGUUUGAUCUUUUGAUAAAGAUGAUAAAAUAGUAACAUAUCAAAGUUUUGGAUGAUGACAAUAAUUUGAAUACAACAGCAAACAAGUAAAUGUUGGACAUAGUGGAACAACAUGAAACUAGUUACUG
Molecule: messenger RNA, 1873 nt
Organism: Branchiostoma belcheri (Belcher's lancelet)
Lineage: Eukaryota; Metazoa; Chordata; Leptocardii; Amphioxiformes; Branchiostomatidae
Product: testis-expressed sequence 36 protein-like
Exons: 4
Coding region: 933-1592 (219 amino acids)
Source: RefSeq, a predicted model, not a curated record